AUGGGCUACCUAACCAGAAUAGCCAUCCCGUUUAUUCUUCUAAUGAUAAGUGAUAAGGUGCCAUUUGUGCAAAGCUUCUUUACCACAAGCGGAGGUGGCGAAAUGGCCCAGAGGGGGGGAAGCAAAAGAAGAGACGACUGCUACCACGUAUUGAAACGGAAGAAAGGCGCAAGGGAGGUGCUCCUAAAUAGUGUUCCAAAGGUAAAGGGAGCGAGUCCGUUGGGCGGUCUCCCCCCCGUGCUAGAUGGGGUAGACAAAGUGGAGGACACAGGCUGUAGUGAUGAUCGCGGUGGUGAUCGUGCAGGUAUCCACACUGGGGAGAGCGCCGGAAAGUACGAAGCUGAGCUGGACCUGUUCCAGAAUGACUCUCUACAGUUGAAGCAGUGGUACCUAGGGCAGGAGGUUCGGGAGAAGUGGAAGGAAAAGCACGUCGAAAAUGUCCGCAACAAUUACGAGAAAGUCCUACUAAACAACAAGUACAACGAGUUGUUCAAUAUGUACAGAAAUAUAAAAAAAAAUAACGUGGAAAAUUACAAAAGGAGAGUUAAAACGAACCGAAUCAAUCCAGUGAUUUAUGUAAAAAAAAGGCUAGUCUCAGCAACAGCAAAAUAUAUCAAAAUGUCCUUCAUCAAAACGAGGAAGAUCCUUUGGAAAAUCAGAUACAUGCCCAUAAUAAAAGCCUUCGCAUUUUUGUACUACUACGGCACGAACAAAUAUACGGUGAAUAUUUACAAGUGCAUAAAAUCCUGCCUAUUUAACGCCAUUAACAAAUAUGGGCGGAAUAAUAUCAAGCCCGUUUUUCACACGCUGCAGGCUAACAUGGGUGGAUACACCAAGAAGAUAAACAUCCGAGCAAAGGGGAAAACGGACAUCAUACGGGAGCCGCACACGCACAUUCGGGUGGUGCUGGAGGUGUAG
Molecule: messenger RNA, 918 nt
Organism: Plasmodium inui San Antonio 1
Lineage: Eukaryota; Apicomplexa; Aconoidasida; Haemosporida; Plasmodiidae
Exons: 1
Coding region: 1-918 (305 amino acids)
Biological process (GO): ribosome assembly; translation
Cellular component (GO): ribosome; large ribosomal subunit
Molecular function (GO): structural constituent of ribosome
Source: RefSeq, a predicted model, not a curated record